Aspergillus pseudotamarii is the source of this 842-nucleotide messenger RNA. Its product is annotated as rhodanese-like domain-containing protein. The coding region runs from base 124 to 765 and encodes 213 amino acids. The transcript has 2 exons. Gene Ontology annotation, molecular function: thiosulfate-cyanide sulfurtransferase activity. Lineage: Eukaryota; Fungi; Ascomycota; Eurotiomycetes; Eurotiales; Aspergillaceae. The record is from RefSeq and is a predicted model, not a curated record. Gene Ontology annotation, cellular component: mitochondrion.
CUUUAGGCAGGCGGUAAUCCCCCCCAGACAUACUGACAUCACCUCAGCUCCAUCUCCAUCUCCAUCAAUCCCGAGGACUGCAACUCAACCCCCGUACAAUACUAACCCCAAUCACAAACCAAAAUGGCCUCGAUACAAUCCAUCCGACGCCCCCUAACAACCCUCGCAUCCCGCACCACAAAGCAAAUCUCCGCCCCGCCAACAACCAGACCUCUAUUCCGCGCCAUCCCGCAAACAACGAGAGCCUUCGGAACAGCACCACCAUCACCAUGUCUGGCUCGCGGAAUUCCCUCCGUACGUCGCAUGAAGUUGGCCCCAGUCCAACAGAACUUCUGCCGGUGGAAAAGUGACGGUGAACCCACUUUCAGACAAUGGGGGUUUGAGGAUAUCAACGCCUCCCUCCCGACCUCACCAGGAACAAAGCCCCAAAAGAACCUCAUCCUCGUUGACGUGCGGGAGCCCGCCGAGUUGAAAUCUACGGGUAUCAUCCCGUCCGCUGUCUCCGUGCCACUUGCGUCGCAGCCGGAUGCGUUUUUCCUCACGCCGGAGGAGUUCGAGACGAGAUUUGGAUAUCCUAAGCCUGGGGCUGGGGAGGAGGGUGAUGUUGUGUUUUACUGUAAGGCUGGAGUGAGGGCGAAGGCUGCGGCGCAGUUGGCGGUGCAGGCUGGGUAUGAGGCCGAGAGGGUUGGGGUUUAUGAGGGGAGUUGGUUGGAUUGGGCGGAUAGAAAGGGUAGGGUUGAGAGGUGGGAGGGAGAGUCGGAGUAGUUUUUUUUUUGUGUCUCCUCUCUCUUUCUUUUUCCCUUUCGUUUUGAGCUUAUGUGGGAAGGGUUUUGAGGGUUGAU